Molecule: messenger RNA, 993 nt
Organism: Trypanosoma theileri
Lineage: Eukaryota; Euglenozoa; Kinetoplastea; Trypanosomatida; Trypanosomatidae
Product: putative mitochondrial carrier protein
Exons: 1
Coding region: 1-993 (330 amino acids)
Biological process (GO): transmembrane transport
Source: RefSeq, a predicted model, not a curated record
AUGUCCUCCUCUCGAGAGAAGAAACAUGCGCCGUGGGUGGAUGUAGUGGCCGGUGGCUUUGGCGGGGCUGUUGCGAAAUCUCUGCUUUCACCCUUUCAACGUGUUGUCGUCAUGCAGCAACUCGGCGAACACAAAGAGUACAGUACUCUUCAAUUGGUGAAAUAUAUUAAACAACAAGAUGGUUGGAAAGGAUUCUGGAGAGGAAACCUUACCUCUAUGAUUAUUCGUGUACCAUAUUCCGGUAUUCAGUUUGUUCUCUACAGUCAAUUGAAGUUUUUCUUUCAAGAUAUUUGUGAACGUUAUGUUCGUCCGAAAAAGAAUAUGGGAGAUACUUCUUCUUCUUCUUAUCACACAAGUGAUAGAUUAGAAGUGUUUAUAAUGAAAUGCGGUGCUGGAGGAAUCUCCGCAACGAUUGCGGGUGCUGCGGUGUAUCCUGGAGAAGUGGUACGAUUACGGCUCAUGUCUGGCGAACGUCGAUUUAAUGGUAUUUUUAAUACAAUUCGUUGUAUAUAUUCAGAGACAAACUCUUUACGUAAUUUUUAUCGUGGUUUAGGUGCCUCUCUUAUGCAGCGAGUACCCGAUAUUCUUGUAAACUUUGCCACUUAUGAAACCCUUAAGUAUUCUCUACUCGAGUGGGAUUUCCUCAAUACACAUCCAUCCUAUAAAAAUAUUAUUUCCACUAUAAUUGGAGGAUCUGCGGCGGCAUUAGCCUCUAUUCUUGUAGCCUUUCCAUUGGAUGUGGCCAAGAGACGCAUUGGGAUGUCUGGACAGAGUAAGAGUGGAGUGGUCUACACAGGCGUGCGGGAUUGUUUGAGGAAAGUGUAUGCGGAAGAGGGGAUUCGCGGUUGGUAUGCGGGGGCGCGAAUGGAGGCGGUGCGGUGUGUGCCGCAAGUAGUGUUGAUGUGGUUUUUCAUUGAAGGCAUUCAACAGGUGUUAACAGAUAACUUUGUGAAACCCAAAGCCACAGAGGAGGAAAUAACCGGGAAGAAAUAA